Molecule: messenger RNA, 2107 nt
Organism: Labrus bergylta (ballan wrasse)
Lineage: Eukaryota; Metazoa; Chordata; Actinopteri; Labriformes; Labridae
Product: zgc:112083
Source: RefSeq, a predicted model, not a curated record
CUCGCGCUUACAGGAAAUAAACAAAAGCAGACAAGCUGAGAGGAGGGAACAAGAACAGAGCUGCAGCAGCAACUUUCAAAUAACACCCGUGUUCAGGAUUGAGCUCAUGCAGCUGAGCAGGUCGUUUCUUUGACCACCAUGAUGACGACUAAGAGGCUGGAUAAUUUCGAGGUGGUGUGUGAGUGGGGAGGAUGCAACUUCAAGGGACACACCAUGGAGGAGCUGAGCGAUCACAUGUCCCUGCAUUUAAAGGACUACCUUGGAGACAACGAUGCCUUAGAGGACUUGGACGAGUACGCCUGUCUCUGGACUGGUUGUGAAUUUCUAUCCAUGGGUAGCCCCACAGAGCUGGAGUUCCACGCGUACUUCCACAACUACCACGGCAAGCUCAAGUUCAUCGGCUCUCAGCUGCUCAAGUCCCGUCCUGACCUGCCCAGCUGCAACCAAGGCCUGCACAGCAACAACCUGGUUCCCGAAGGGUCGGAGGGAUACGUUUGCCAGUGGGAGAACUGUGAUAGCACAUUUAACAACCCAGAGUGGUUCUACAGACAUGUGGACAAUCAUGUUGAGAGUGCUGAGCCAGAGUCUCUCCCACAGCAACAGCAGGCUCUCUUCUGCCACUGGACAGGCUGUGAUGCUUACUUCAAGAUCAAAUACCGUUUGAGGGAACACAUGCGGAGUCACACUCAGGAGAGACUCGUAGCCUGUCCAACAUGUGGCAGCAUGUUCUCCAGUAACACCAAGCUGUUCGACCACCUUCACAGGCAGGCCGAACCUAUAGAGUCGCUGGUUUGUGAACAUUGUGGCAAAGCUUUUUCCAGCGAGAGGCUUUUGAGGGAUCAUGUUCGUCAGCAUGUGAAUCAGGUGAAGUGUCCCUUCUGUGACAUGACCUGCACCACUCUGGCAGCUCUGAAGAUCCACAUCCGGUUCCGUCACUGCGACGAGCGACCCUAUCCGUGUGACUUCUGUGACAAGAGAUUUAAGAACCAGCGCGAUCUACAGAAGCACACAGAGGUUCACAAUGAGGGCACAGUGUAUCACUGUACGGUGGAGGGAUGCGAUUAUUCUUGUCACACAUUCCCAACCAUGAGCCACCAUUUCAAGAGAGUGCAUGAGGUUGGAGGCAUGUCCAAGUAUAAGUGCCAUAUCUGUGAUAAGGUCUUCUCCUGGUGUUACACUCUCACUCUACACCUUCGCAAGAAGCACGAGCUGAAAUGGCCUUCUGGACAUUCCCGCUUCAGAUACAGAAAGGAUGUGGACGGCUUCCUAAAAGUAAACAUGGUGCGCUUCGAGACAGUCGAAGUGACGAAGGAGAUCAUGAAGAACAUGGCCAAGAAGCCGCAGAGCCUUCGGAAAAGUCAGAGAACCAGCAGCCGGAACAAGAGGGCGGAGGUCACGCUGGAGAGCGGACGCAGCUCUCCUGCAGGAUCCUCCUCGCCCUCCUCCAGCUCCUCCUCCUCGUACUCUUCUGAGCUCUCCGGAGGUGAAGACGUUUCUUCUCAGCCCAGCCCCAGAGGCAGCGACUCCCCGGUCUACUGCGUCAUGAGCACCAUCCCUCACAUCGAGGAGGAGCCUGGAGGACUGUCCCAGGAGGACUGUGAUGGUGGUGGGACAUCUGGAGCAGUCCAGGCCCUAACCGAGGUGGCAAGAGGCCUUGGUAUGGACGUGGUGUAAGCUGAGCGGCACCUUCUGGUGACUCUUGUGCAAAUGAACAGCCUCUUGUUUAUUUUACUGUGAAGCUUCAGUGGAUACACUGCUGGUGUUUUUGUUUUUCAGCCGGCACCCACUCGUGGUGUCCUGUGUUUUAAAAGUGCCGAUACAUUGAGACAGUCAUCUCUGAACUGGUUUUAGAGACCUCUUACUGCAGCUCUUAUUCCUCAGCUUAACUAUGUGACGGCUCCUGUUAACCAAAUCAUCUGUUGAAGAUAACCCAAUAUGUCUGAGUUUAAACGCACUACUAAACCAUUCUAUAAUAUUGCUCUUAACGUGUACUUUUACACAUGUUCAUUUUUUUCUGUCAUGUUUCAGUGAUGACGAAUUUCAGAAGACGUGUAUGAUGUAGUGUAAUUUUAUUGAUUCAAAUUUUAAAUACAUUUUUGAUACAAAA